Messenger RNA from Sphaeramia orbicularis (orbiculate cardinalfish), 2052 nucleotides. RefSeq names its product ankyrin repeat and SOCS box containing 14b (gene asb14b). The transcript is spliced from 9 exons. The record is from RefSeq and is a predicted model, not a curated record. Gene Ontology annotation, biological process: intracellular signal transduction. The coding region runs from base 1 to 1749 and encodes 582 amino acids. Gene Ontology annotation, molecular function: protein binding. NCBI's taxonomy places the organism in Eukaryota, Metazoa, Chordata, Actinopteri, Kurtiformes, Apogonidae. Gene Ontology annotation, cellular component: cytoplasm.
AUGAGCACAGAAACAGAAGAUAGCUUUUACCAAUCAGACGAUGAUUUAGACGAGGAUGAGGCCACCCAAUACAUCAUCGAACAAAGUCUGAUUCAGUACAGAAAACUCAAAGGAUUAAAUCCAAGUGAUUUAAAGCCUAGUGAAGACCCUGAUGAGAUUUUUAAAGCAAUCAAAGAGGGAGAUGAAGAUGCUUUAAAUAGACUAGCAAUACAACCAGAGACUCUGUCCAGGGUUGAUGAGCGUGGAUGGAUCCCCCUCCAUGAAGCAGCAGUACAGGAAAAUAAAAGGAUACUUGAGAUUAUCUUCUCAGCGUCUCCCCCUGGUGCGGGACAAUGUCGCACACUAAAAGGAGAGACGCCACUGUUUCUUGCUGUAGUUCAUGGGCUCAGAGAGAAUGCCACAUUCCUGUUACAGAACGGCUGUAACCCAGAUCUACAGAAUGAUGAGCAUGAUUCACCAUUAGUGGCUGCUAUUCUAAAUGACCAGUAUGACUUGGCCACUCUGUUGCUUCGCUACAACGCCAGGGUCGACCAAAUAGGACCCCUGAACAGAACAGCGCUUCAUGAGUCUGCCUUUUUAGGCCUGGAGAACUUUGUCUACCUGCUGCUGGAGUCUGGUGCAGAGCCAAAUGCAUGUGACACCAAGAAGAAAACUCCUCUGGCUCUGGCUGCACAGAACGGACAUCUUAAUGUGGUGGAGGUACUUCUACAGAAAGGAGCCCAUGUGCAGAGUGACUCAGAGUCAGGCUCUGUACUGUUUGAUGCUGCUGCAUCAGGAAACCCUGACAUAAUCUCUUUGCUACUGGACCAUGGCGCAGAUCCCAACCUCCCUCUGUACAGCGGGCACCUGCCCAUACACCGUGUGGCAUAUCAUGGACAUGUCCUGGCAUUGGAGCACCUCAUUCCAGUGACUACACCGGAAGCUGUGAAGGAAAGUGGCAUGAGUCCUCUUCACUCUGCAGCUGCUGGGGGCCAUGCCCAUUGUGUGGAGAUGCUGCUCAGAGCAGGCUUCGAUCCUAACUUCAUGCUGCACCCAAGGGUGCGCCGGGGCUAUGAUGACGAGCGCAGGUCUGCUCUCUAUUUUGCAGUGUCCAACAAUGACCUUCAGUGCACUCGCCUGCUGCUGGAGGCUGGAGCUAUGGUGAACCAGGAUCCUAUCAACUGUUUGCAGGUGGCUCUUAGGCAGGGCAACUAUGAAAUGAUCAACACCUUGCUGAAGUUUGGGGCAAACGUCAACUACUACUCGCGUGUGAACACCACCCACUUCCCCUCUGCUCUUCAGUAUGCACUGAAAGAUGAGGUCAUGUUGAGAAUGAUUCUGAACCAUGGUUAUGAUGUUAAGCGUUGCUUUGACUGUCCAUACAGUGACAGCUCCCAUGACUGUGGCCCCUGGACACCUGCAGUCAUCAAAGACAUGGUGUUCUGUGAGGUGAUAACUGUGUCCUGGCUUAAGCACUUAUCUGGUCAGGUGGUUCGCAUCAUGCUUGACUACACUGACUCUGUGUCCCUCUGCACCAAACUGAAGGACACUUUACAGGAGCAGAAACAAUGGCCAGAAAUAUGUGACAUUCAAAGAAAUGCACGGAGCCUGAAGCACCUCUGUCGGUUACGGAUAAGGGAGCAUCUCUGUCGCCUGCGCUUGAGAGCCCCAGCUUUUAUCAACUUCCUCCCUCUUCCUCCCAGGCUGAAAGAUUACUUACGCUAUAAGGAGUUUGAUGUCUACAGCAGAGGAAUUAUGGUCGGCCCAUAGUCAAAACAUAAUUUUGACAAAAAUGUCCCUGUAACAAAGUGGAAAAAAAUCUUUCUGUGUUGCAGAUUUUACAGUGUGCUUUUAUAUUUUGUGUAUGGUGGCUUCUGUGUUUCUUUAUUGGUUAUAAAAAUUGAAGAGCUGUUGUGAGUUCUUUUAUAACUGUUCACUCUGAAAUGAACUUAUAAGGACUUGUUAUGCCUGAUCUGGUUAAAUGAGUUAAAUUUAUACAAAAACUGACUUGACUUCAAAGGAAAACACACUCUGAGUCUUAAUGUAAAUGGGUUUUGUAUUCCAUCCUGUAAA